Prunus armeniaca (apricot) is the source of this 315-nucleotide messenger RNA. The record is from the annotation of a GenBank genome assembly. NCBI's taxonomy places the organism in Eukaryota, Viridiplantae, Streptophyta, Magnoliopsida, Rosales, Rosaceae.
AUGGGGCUAGAGGGAGCUUGGCAGAUAAGACUUUUCCCAAGAUUUGUAUAUGGGAAUCUGAUGGGGAAGCUGAGGAUAUUUACUUGUGAUAUUAUCGAUGAUGUGGAGGCUUCGAUGUUCUACAGUGGCACAGGUUUCUGGCGAGCCCAAGAUGCCUGGCCAUACCAUAUCAAAAGGGCAUUAGAACUGCUAUUUGAUGCUCAAUCUUCAACUGGAUACUGUAUUGGGAAGCAUACUUCGAUAGUGAGAGAUCUUAAACCCAGUAAUUUCAAUCCCAAAGAGAAGUUAUGGACCAGGUUUCCACAGGAAGGAUAG